AUGGUGAAUUUGGUACAUCCUACAGAAAUCCUAAAUGGAGGUGUUUAUGUUGACCAAAACAAGUUCUUGUGCCAUGCGGACACAAUCCAUUGGCAAGAUAUCGUCAAGUACCCAAGGAUCCAACCUGUGGUGGUGCCCACCAACAGCAGUGUCACAUGUCAAAAAUGCCACCGUUCCUGCAAUGGCCGUUGCUGGGGACCCAAAGAGGACCAGUGCCAAAGCUUAACUAAGACAGUGUGUGCGGAGCAGUGUGACGGCCGUUGCUUUGGUCCCUUUGUUAGUGACUGCUGCCACCGUGAGUGUGCAGGUGGCUGUUAUGGCCCAAAGGACACAGACUGCUUUGCCUGCACCAACUUUAAUGACAGUGGGGCAUGUGUGACCCAGUGCCCUCAGCCAUUUGUCUAUAACCCUACCACCUUCCAGCUGGAGCAUAACCCUAGGGCAAAGUACACCUAUGGAGCUUUCUGCGUCAAGAAGUGUCCACAUAACUUUGUGGUAGACCACAGCUCCUGUGUGAGAGCAUGCCCCAGUAACAAGAUGGAGGUGGAGGAGAAUCGCAUUAAGAUGUGCAUCCCUUGUACUGACAUCUGUCCAAAAGCAUGUGAUGGGAUAGGCACAGCAAGCCUACAGACUGCUCAGACAGUGGACUCCAACAACAUUGACAAGUUUGUCAACUGCACCAAAAUCAAUGGCAACCUGGUGUUCCUCAUUACUGGAAUCAAAGGGGAUGUCUAUCAUAACAUUGAAGCGUUGGACCCGGAAAAACUCAACGUGUUCCGCACCGUUCGGGAAAUUACAGGUUUUCUAAACAUUCAGUCAUGGCCUGACAACAUGACAGACUUGGGUGUUUUCUCCAACCUGGCUACUAUUGGGGGAAGAGCAUUGUACAGUGGGAUCUCUCUGCUGGUGUUGAAGCAGCCGGGGAUCACAUCACUUCAGCUUCAGUCUCUGAGAGAGAUCAGUGCUGGGAAUGUCCACAUUGCAGAGAACAGCCAGCUUUGCUACUAUAACACCGUCAAUUGGACAAGACUGUUCCGUACUACAAACCAAAAGGUUCUUAUUCGCAACAACCGAAGUCCACAGGAAUGCUCCAAGGAGCACAUGGUGUGUGACCCACUGUGUUCAGAUGCUGGAUGUUGGGGUCCCGGCCCAGACCAAUGCCUGUCCUGUCGAUAUUUCAGUCGUGGACGAACGUGUGUAGAAUCCUGCAAUCUCUAUGAGGGGGAUAUUCGAGAAUAUGCCAAUGGGUCAGUGUGCGUAGAGUGUGAUGCCCAGUGUGAAAGAGCUGACGGUGACUCUUUGACCUGUCUUGGGCCGGGCCCAGAGCAUUGUGUGAAAUGCCUUCAUUUCAAAGACGGUCCAAACUGUGUGGAAAAGUGUCCCGAUGGCCUGCAAGGUGCCAACAGCUUCAUCUUCAAGUAUGCUGAAGCCAACAACGAAUGCCACCCCUGCCAUGCUAACUGCACCCAAGGGUGCAUUGGACCGAGACUUCAAGACUGCAUCGGCUGGAUGGACAGAACCCCUCUGAUUGCAGCAGGCGUAAUCGGAGGACUCUUCAUGGUGGUGAUCAUGGUACUCAGUGUAGCAGUGUCUGUGCGACGGAAGAACAUUAAGAAAAAGAGGGCCCUUCGCCGCUUCCUGGAGACAGAGUUGGUGGAACCUUUAACACCCAGUGGAACGGCACCCAAUCAAGCCCAGCUUCGCAUCCUGAAAGAAACAGAACUCAAAAGAGUCAAGAUCCUCGGCUCCGGAGCUUUUGGAACUGUUUACAAGGGUAUCUGGGUCCCAGAGGGGGAAACUGUGAAAAUCCCUGUUGCCAUUAAAAUCCUAAAUGAGGCCACAGGACCCAAGGCUAAUGUGGAAUUCAUGGAUGAGGCUCUGAUCAUGGCUAGCAUGGAGCACCCGCACCUGGUCCGACUGCUGGGUGUCUGCUUGAGUCCGACAAUCCAGCUGGUCACACAGCUGAUGCCUCACGGAUGCCUGCUCGACUAUGUCCACGAGCACAAAGACAACAUUGGAUCACAGCUAUUGCUCAAUUGGUGUGUCCAGAUAGCCAAGGGAAUGAUGUAUCUAGAGGAGCGUAGGCUCGUCCACAGGGAUUUGGCAGCCCGAAAUGUCCUGGUCAAAUCUCCCAACCACAUCAAGAUCACUGACUUUGGGCUGGCUCGCCUGUUGGAUGUCAAUGAAAAAGAAUAUAAUGCUGAUGGAGGAAAGAUGCCCAUCAAAUGGAUGGCCCUUGAGUGUAUUCAUUACAGGAAGUUCACUCAUCAGAGUGACGUUUGGAGUUAUGGUGUAACCAUUUGGGAGCUGAUGACCUUUGGAGGGAAGCCAUAUGAUGGGAUUUCUACAAGAGAUAUCCCAGAUCUGUUAGAGAAGGGAGAGCGUCUUCCUCAACCACCCAUCUGCACCAUUGAUGUUUACAUGGUCAUGGUCAAAUGCUGGAUGAUUGAUGCAGACAGUCGACCCAAGUUCAAGGAGCUGGCUGCCGAGUUCACUCGAAUGGCUCGAGAUCCCCAAAGAUAUCUGGUCAUCCAGGGUGAUGAUCGCAUGAAGCUCCCCAGCCCCAGUGACAGCAAGUUCUUCCAGAGCCUCUUGGAUGAGGAGGAACUAGAUGACCUGAUGGAUGCUGAGGAGUACUUGGUGCCCCACUCCUUCAACAUCCCCCCACUGGCAUACACUCCCCGCACAAGGAUGGACUCCAACAAGAACCAAUUUGGCUGUCAGGAUCCCAGUUUCAGCAUGGAGGAUAUGCUGGCUGCCGUGCCGAGAGUGAUCUCUGGUCCCCCUGUUACUGGAAGCUGCCUCGCUCCACAGGAACUUGCCUCAGGAGGAAAAAUAGUUGGUGGAUUUGGCCGUGGUAGCCAGGAUGACCCCCGCUGUAAUGGCACUCUGAGAAAACAGGCAUCCCCAAGGUCAAGCACCCUUGAGGCUGGCUCAACUCUCACCACAGUGCAAGGCGGAGGUGAGGACAGUAAUGGACAGCGUUACAGCGCCGAUCCCACUGGUCUUUUAUCAGAGCGAGGAGCAAAAGGCAAUGCCAUGAGAGACAAGAGCAAUUCAGAUUAUCUCAUCCCUGUAGAGGAAAACCCCUUUGUCACACGGCGUAGGAAUGGAGAUGCCCACACAGUGAUUGAUGGAGCUAGCUGCCACACUCUGCAUUUGGCUGGAGCCACUGCUGCCCCCAAAAGUCAAUCCACUCAUGGUGAUGAUGAGUAUGUCAACGAGCCACUGUACCUGAAUACCCUCCUCAACACUGGGGCCAAGAAUGGAUUGGCUGGCACAGUCUCCAUCUCUGGCUCCGGAUCCUCUGUUGCACAAUCAGUACUGCAGACAGUCAACCCACCAACAUCAAGCCACACCAUCUCCUCCACUGGAUAUGUGGUACCCCCUGGCCACCUCCCCCACCCAUCGUAUCCAUCACACACCCUGCAUUCGGGGCAUUCAGGACACGCUCUGCACUCAGGCAUCACCAGCGGCACCAUUAUGUUUGAUAAGAAAGGCAAGAAAGCCACUUUUGACAAUCCUGAAUACUGGCAGCACAGUCUCCCUCCCAAGUCCUCACUGCACAACCCUGAGUACCUGCAGGACUGCAGCACACGCUUCUUCUACCGCCAGAAUGGACGCAUUCGCCCUGCUGUGGCUGAAAACCAGGAAUACUUGUCAGAGGCUGCUAUGAAAACAGGCAAUGUAUUGCCACCCCCUCCAUACAGACAGAGGAACACUGUGGUGUAGUGACCCACCUGUAGCACAUUAGCGAUGAAUAGAGGGGUAUGGGUGGGGAUGAAUGGACAGUAAACAGUCCUCACGUUUCCAUGCUGUUCUUCUCAAACUGGGUUCUUCUUUCACCUUUCCUUAACACUUCUCUUUGUCAUGUCUGCUAAUCUUGUAUUCUCACUCACUGGUUUUGCAUUUUCUAUGACAAAACUAUAACAACAUUCACUAACGGCCUCUUUUGUUACUUUGUCCUUGGCCCCUAAAGCAAACACAGACAUCUCUUUGUGGUGUAUUCUGU
This is a messenger RNA of Pundamilia nyererei, 4012 nucleotides long. RefSeq names its product erb-b2 receptor tyrosine kinase 4b (gene erbb4b). The transcript has 26 exons. Gene Ontology annotation, molecular function: epidermal growth factor receptor binding; transmembrane receptor protein tyrosine kinase activity; ATP binding. The record is from RefSeq and is a predicted model, not a curated record. Bases 1 to 3732 code for a protein of 1243 amino acids. Gene Ontology annotation, cellular component: plasma membrane; basal plasma membrane; signaling receptor complex. NCBI's taxonomy places the organism in Eukaryota, Metazoa, Chordata, Actinopteri, Cichliformes, Cichlidae. Gene Ontology annotation, biological process: negative regulation of apoptotic process; positive regulation of cell population proliferation; cell surface receptor protein tyrosine kinase signaling pathway.